This is a messenger RNA of Nicotiana tabacum (common tobacco), 1471 nucleotides long. NCBI's taxonomy places the organism in Eukaryota, Viridiplantae, Streptophyta, Magnoliopsida, Solanales, Solanaceae. The record is from RefSeq and is a predicted model, not a curated record.
GCUAAUGAAAUACCAAUGAGUCAACUAGCGGCCUCUAUGAGAAAACAGAAUGCAACAUGGCAUGCAUUCAUCCGGUCUUGGGUUUCUAAGCCGAAAAAGGUUCUACAGCUUCCAUGGGUCUCUUUGCCAAACUCUUUGGUUAAUUUAAGUCUAGCUGGGUGCAAUCUAUCUGAGGUUGCUUUUCCGAGGGACUUGAGAAAUUUAGUGAUGUUGAAGGACCUAAACCUUAGUAAAAAUCCAAUCAGUUGCCUUCCAGAUUGCAUCAGAACUCUUUCCAGGCUCAACACACUUGAAUUAAAUUCUUGUGCAAUGCUCACGUCUCUCAUAGACCUACCUCGGGUCCAUGAUUUGCAGGUGAGAUACUGCACUUCCCUGGAAAAAGUAACAUAUCUAUCAGUAGGAUGCCGUGCGAAACUUCACCCUUCAACUGGCUGUAAAAAUCUCACUUAUAUGGAGGGAAGCUUCAAGUUAGAAGCCAUGAGAGGAGUUGAGAAAACAAUGAAGUCAUUGGAAUUAAGCAUGUGGGAUUCUGUGGGAAACUCUCAAGUGAAAUUGUAUAAUAACUCAACUAAUACAGAGAGUAGAGGACCAGCAAAGGCAUUGUUUGAAAGAGGACUGAUUAGCCUAUUUCUUCCGGGGAGCAAGGUUCCUAAUUGGUAUUGUCACAAAAAUGUAGGAGAAGCUAUAUCUUUCUCUGUCCCUGCACUUCCAGAUCUCAAGAUCCAAGGCUUAACUGUGUGCUCAGCCUACACAAUUGACUGGAAAGUCUGGAUUGAGGUGGUCCAAUUCUAUUUGAUAAUCCAUAAUGAGCAGAAGAACGUGAAACUGAUUUAUAGCCCGACUUGCUAUGGUCUUCCUGAAGCCCACAAAGAAAUGUUAUGGUUCAGCCGCUGGAAAUUUCGGAGUCAGCUGGAUGCUGGUGACACACUGAAUGUCACAGUGCUUACUAUGACUGGUUUUAACAUCAAGGAGAUCGGUAUUCACUUAAUGCAUGGUGAGCAAGUAGACAUGGUUUCUGACUUAAACAGUCAAGAAAUGCAGCGAGAUUAUCCUUAUCAGGGGAUAAUCCCUGCCGAACGUCAAGGGCUUGUAGAUUUAUACUGCUUUGGCCAUAUGGGGAUUGGAUUGGACUUCAUUUUGCCAUAUAUACCAUGAGAUCCAUGAGUGGGAAUAUACCCGAUCAAAUCUUUGGAGGAGUUAGAUGGAACAUAUGAUGUCUUCUUAGCCAUCUCCACAAGUAUAUUAUUUUCUCUUUGAUGCAAAUGUAACAGAACUAAAUGGAAAUCAAUCAAUCUAGGAGCUGAAGCUCGAAGAAGGUGGCUGCUAUAUCAGGGAAUUACCGAGAAAAAUAGUUGUGAUUAAGAAAGAGAAUUGAGAGUUGUUAUUAUCUUCAAUGUAAUGCCUCAUUUACAUGUUUAUCAACUAUAUAAAGCUCAGCUGACGAAUCUAGAAUGCUACUGUUAUUUGCUAA